Saccostrea echinata is the source of this 3026-nucleotide messenger RNA. RefSeq names its product calcium-activated chloride channel regulator 1-like. Bases 27 to 3014 code for a protein of 995 amino acids. Lineage: Eukaryota; Metazoa; Mollusca; Bivalvia; Ostreida; Ostreidae. The transcript has 14 exons. The record is from RefSeq and is a predicted model, not a curated record.
UAGAAGGUUUAUGUUAUGAAUCAAAAAUGAAGGUUCUCUAUUAUUAUUUGAAAUUUUUCUGCAUAGUUGGAUAUGUUAAUGCUGUUUGCCAGACUAAUCGAAUUGAGAUAGAUGGAAAUGGCUAUAAGGGAAUUACUGUAGCAGUGUCCAGUAAGCUGGAACCAUCUGAAAUCCAAAUACAAAGAUUAAAGGACCUGUUUACUGCCGCUUCUGCUCGACUGUAUAAGGCAACAAAACAUCAUGUAUUCUUCAAAGAUAUCACAAUAGUAAUACCAAAGUCAUGGCCGAGCGAUAUCACUGAUAGUUAUAUAACCGGACCCCAAAUAGAUUCUGCCCAUGUGAUUGUUGAUAAACCCAACCGACUCGCAAAAAAUAAGCCCUACGUCUCUGGCAUGACCGGAUGUGGAAAUCCUGGGAAACACAUACAUUUAGAACCGUAUACGGUGCAAUUUCUCCCCGCUGAUGGAGAUGCAGACAGAUUAUUCGUUCACCAUUGGGGCCAUUUUAGAUGGGGAUUAUUCGACGAACAUGGAGAUACCGAGUCCCCAGUCCAGGAGCCAAAUACAAAUACGUGGUUUUAUUCAUCUGGAGGAACCUACAAACCAAAUAUUUGCGUUAAAAAUACAUUAGGUAAAAGUGAACUGAAUUAUUGUGGGAGUAAUAUGAAGUGCUCUGUGGAUGAAAAUGGUUUACCUGAAAAGGAUUGUAAAUUUUGUGCAGACGAAACUGGAAACACUGUUAAUGGAUCAAUAAUGGGGAACAUAGAAAUAUCCAGUGUGGACGAGUUUUGUGGUGACGAUGGUAGCACUGUUCCACACAACAAAGAGGCUCAGACUCCACAGAACAGAUUCUGCCAAGGGAGAAGUUCUUGGGAAAUAAUGAGACUUCAUUCUGAUUUUAAAGAUACAACACCAGGUUCACCGACACAAGACACCACACCGAUAUUUAGAGUUGUACAACAGAAAACUGGUCAAAAUUUCGUGAUGGUCUUGGACAAGUCUGGAAGUAUGAGAUUUUAUGAUGGCCCCACUAAUGAAACAAGUGUUCUGAGAAAGCAAAGAAUGACAAAAUUGAAAGAAAUAACAUCCAUUUUCAUACUGGUUUGGUUACAAGCUGGCAGUUCUCUUGGACUUGUGACAUUCAACAUAACAGCACAGACUGUAGCUCCAUUAACCUCUAUAACGACGGACAGCGUAAGGCAAGAGUUAGUGGCAUUAAUCAAGAAUAUUGAUGCUGCUGGUGGUACAUCUAUUGGAGCAGGACUUCGAAAAGGAAUAGAGGUAUUAAAGACACAGGGAACAAACAUCAAUGGCAGCGAAAUCAUUUUGGUAACUGAUGGUGAAAAUACACAUUCUCCAGGAAUAAAAGAAGUUGCAAAUGAAAUCCUAGCUGAAAACGUAAUUGUUACAACAAUUGCAAUUGGUAGAAACGCAGACAAAAAUAUGGAAACCCUGGCUAAGGAUAGUGGAGGUUCAAGCCAUUUUUAUUCCGGAUAUGAUCAAUCGACGGCUCUUAUUGAUAGUUUUGUAAAUAUUGCUGAAUGCGCUUCUGAUGACGAGAAUAAACUUUAUCAGAUAGAGAGUAAAAGUCUGAAUGUCACAAAAGAUCGGAAUUACACCAGUAUUAUUUCUAUUGACGACACAAUAGGACGCGACACGACGAUAUUGCUUCAGGGUCCAGGAGUGAACUAUACUUCAUUAUUUUUGUCAGGACCUGGUAAUAGAAUGUGGACAUCCGGUGUAUGCAAUGAUUCCUGUCGCAUAAAAAUUGAUGCACUAGCCGAGGUUGGCGAUUAUGUGGUAAAUGUUACGUCGUCUUUUGACAUUGGACUAGUUCUUACAUUGACGGCGAAUUCAUAUCCCAGAAAUCCAGCAGAGGAAGUCAUAACUACGACUGCAUGGUCAUCGACAGAUUCAUUUGAUUUCUCGCCUUAUACUCCUGUUAUUCUUUUUGCACUUGUAAAAAAAGGAUCAUCACCAGUUUUAGAAGCUAGCGUGGAAAUGUUACUUGAGGAUUCGGAAGAUCACAUGACAACAAUUAAUCUUUCUGAUAAUGGGUUUGGUGAAGAUAUAAUUCAAGGUGAUGGUCUGUAUACGGGUGUGAUAUUACCUUCUCAAAUAAAGUCUGAUGGCAGACAUAGUCUUAAAGUCUCUGUGACGGGAAAAAGUGGCGAAGCAAAAAUUCUUGUUCCAAAAGUGAAACGACGGAAACGAGCUGCUCAGGACAAUGUCCCCCCAACAGAUCUGGUGGCUAGAACAGUUGCUGGAUUCAAACGAGUUACUUCCGGUGGUUCCAUCACUGUGCAGAAUUAUUCAACAUUGGAUAUAGGAGAUGACAAAAUUUCACCGGCCAGAAUAACAACGCUAAAGUUAGUGUCCUCAAACGGAAACCUUUACAAUGUAAGCUGGGACGCUGUGGGGGAUGACGUCACGUAUGGAUCAGCUACUUCUUACCAGAUUUUGUUAUCAAAAGCCUACUCUGAUUUGCUGAACUCUCCAGAAAGAGUCAGUGCUUUGACCGAACAAGUUCCAACGCCGUCAAAACCUGGGAAUACCGAAUUCUUUUCUCUAACUAUACCGGAAGUUGGUGUAAAUUACUAUUUGGCAGUCCGUGCUGUUGAUGAGUCCGGGAACAAAGGAGAUGUCUCAAAUAUUCUGUCUCUAUCUGUGGUUACCGAUAACUCAUGGAAACGUGUCCAAACACAACCACCAGCAAUGUCUUAUGAAGGCAUCAUUGCAUCUGCUUGUGUAGCAGCAUUACUUGUCUUUAUAAUUGUUUUAUGUGGAGUAUGUUUUUACAAAAGAAGUAAUGCAUCUAGAAGGAAAUCAGGCGACAGGGAUCAAUAUGGAGAAUUUUCCAAGGAUAUUUUAUACGGACCUUAUCAUGAGCAAAACCAAAAUUACAUUAUGCGCAUGUACAUGUAUCAAUUGCGCAACCAACAAAUGAUCAGGCAAUAUUAUGGCCACAAUCCAAGAAUUCCAAACCACGAUACAUAUCCUUACCAUAUUUCUUGAAAAAUGGACAAU